This is a messenger RNA of Seriola dumerili (greater amberjack), 1977 nucleotides long. RefSeq lists its product as uncharacterized. Bases 240 to 1553 code for a protein of 437 amino acids. Lineage: Eukaryota; Metazoa; Chordata; Actinopteri; Carangiformes; Carangidae. The record is from RefSeq and is a predicted model, not a curated record. The transcript has 14 exons. Gene Ontology annotation, molecular function: nucleotide binding.
UGUCAUCAUAGACUAUAUAAAAACGUCGGCACCAUGGAUGUAUUAUAAGACAGCCAUGCUGAUACAUCCACGCGUCAAACCCGCUCGUCAGGAACCUGUGGGUGACGUCACGGAGGCUACGUCCAUCUUUAUUUACAGUCUGUGGUUGUCAUUCGUUGUGUGGACGCCGGUGUGUUUAUUGUCGUGGCUGCACGUAAUUGGACCGACACAGAAGACAGGCAGAAGGUUUUGACAGCCGCAUGGGACAAAACAGUUCACAGGGCGCCAAAAUGACUCCCCCUGUCCGUGUCAUCGUGGUGGGAGCUGGCUGUCGAGGGGAGAUCUACUCCAAGUUUGCAUCCGUCCAUCCUGAUCGCAUGAAGGUUGUUGGAGUUGCUGAUCCUAGGAAGUUUGCUCGCACUAAACUUCAACAGCAACACAAAAUCACAGAUGAAAACACAUUUGAUGACUGGCACAGUAUAGUUGAGAGAGAGAAGUUUGCAGAUGCUGUGUUAAUUUGUACUCCAGACCGCCUUCAUAAGGAACCUGCUGUGGCCUUUGCAAAGAUGGGCUACCAUAUUCUGCUGGAAAAACCAAUGGCAACAACUGCUGAAGACUGCACUGCGAUUGUGGAGGCUUGCACUCAGAGCGGUGUGAUGCUGUCAGUGGGUCAUGUUCUCCGGUAUGAUCCCAUCAUCCACAAGAUAAAGGAGCUGCUAGAUUCCGGAGUCAUAGGUGAUGUGAUGCAUAUUCAGCACUUUGAGCCGGUUGGCUUUUAUCACUUUGCUCACUCAUUCGUUCGAGGAAACUGGAGGAAUGAAGCUGAGAGCUCUUUCGUUCUUUUGGCCAAAUCGUGCCAUGACAUUGACCUAAUACAUAACUGGGCUGGAGCACGAAGGUGUGUGAAAGUGUCAUCAUUUGGAUCUGUCAGCCACUUCCAAAAAGACUACAAGCCAAAAGACGCUGCAGAUCGCUGCCUGGAUUGUUCAGUAGAAAAACACUGUCCAUACUCAGCACGCAAAAUCUACCUGGACAGAGUGAAACAGGGUCACACAGGCUGGCCUGUAUCAGUCAUAUGUCCAAACUCGUUGCCAGACAUCGAGUCAGUAACUGAGGCGCUGCGGACUGGACCAUAUGGCCGCUGUGUGUACGAGUGUGACAACGAUGUCUGCAGUAACCAGGUUGUUAACAUAGAGUUUGAAGGCGGCCUGACCGCAGCCUUUUCCAUGGUCGCCUUCACUGAGGAGGUCUGCAAGCGAAAAACAACCAUUUAUGGCAGCAAGGGGGAGCUGUCAUACGAUGGCCAUGAGGUACGUGUGUUUGACUUUCUGACCCAGAGAUCCACAAAGCACAGACCACACAGCAAUACGCCCUGGCUGUUUGGCAUGAGUGGGCAUGGUGGAGCAGACUAUCACCUUAUGGAUGCCUUUAUUUCUGCUGUGGCGAGUAAUGAUCCAUCCCUGAUCCGAUCGGGCCCUGUGGAGACGCUGCUGAGCCACCUGCUGGUGUUUGAAGCUGAGCGUUCACGACUGGAGGGCAGAGUCGUGCACUGUGGUGAUGUUAGCAAGGGCUAGAUGACACUGAAAAACAUGUUGACAUGAAAAUGACCUCAUCUUAAAGAUCAAACACUAUGAUGCUACCCGGGUGAUCGAAGACACAAUUAGACUAAUGAAAGGCCAAAUCUUGUGAGAGUAUUUAUGUUCAUUAUUUAGUUAUAUUGCUCAGGGAUUUUAAUACUGUGGUGUUUGAGUCAAUGUGACUGAUUGAGUGAAUCUGUUUAGUUUGUUUUUAAUUAUGUAAGCAACUUGUCAAGAACUUGAUCAUUUGUUGUUCAGCAUAAUGUCAAUGUACAAUCAUUUUUUGAUUAAGUAAUGUUCAUGUAUUCUCAUAAUUUCUACUAAAAUAUUGGGAAUAUGUGUAAUUUACAUUGUCUUUUAAUCACUGUCUGCUCUUAAUGUUCCUCUGAAUGUCAUCCCAUAAACAACAUGGUUUUUCCCA